CCCCUCCUGGACCUUUGGACACCUGCGCCUGUCAAUCACAAACGUCCCUCUACGAAAAGCAACUGCCAUCCAGAAACAUCCUGGUGGCCAGACCAGCUGAGAGAAGGAGCUGAAAAAAGAAUGCUAGUAUGUCUGCCCCCCCCCCCCCCCCCCAUCCUCGCAUGUGCUUUAAAUACCUUCCAUGCUGGGGUUAAUUUUAGUAUGUUCAUGAGGCCGGGCCAGGAGGUAUACCAGUCAGAGUCAAACUGAGAGGCUCUCCUCUUGGUGGGAAAACAGUCAGUCUUAGGUUUUUAUAUAUAUUCAUAUAUAUAUUCAUAUAUAUAUAUAACAAUCUACACAGGGAAAUCACACAGAGCAAACAUGUCGGCCGAUAAAGACUUAGAGGAGCUCAACGAAGAGGACAUCGACGAGGAUGAGCUCCUGGCCAUGCUGUCGCCUGAGGAGCUGAGGGAGCUCCAGAGUGAGAUGGACAUUAUCAUCGCCCCCGACGACCGGGUGCCCGUAGGUCAGAGACAGAAGGACCAAACGGAGAAACCGCCCACUGGGUCAUUUGACCACAGGUCUCUGGUGGAUUACCUCUAUUGGGAGAAAGAGUCCAAACGAAUGCUCGAUGAGGAGCGAGUGCCUGCUACUCUGCUGCCCAGUGAGAAAACCUUGAGAGAAGCGGCCGUAAAGAAGGAGGAAGAGAAGGCGGACGAGGAUGUGGAAUAUGUGUACGAAGAGGUGAUCAUUGAGGAGGAAGCUGUCAUUGAGGAGGCUGUCAACGGCGUUGAAGAAGAGACAGUCACAGAAGAGAUCAUCGAGGAGAUUGUGGAGAAAGUGAAAGGAGAAGAGCAGGUUCCCUCUGGGAGUGAUACCCAAGAGUCGCAAUUGCCUGUGAGCACCGAUAAGCAAAACGAUCUGGAUGCUUCAAAGCACAAUGAAGACAGCCAGCCAAGUAAGCCAAGUACCAUUGAAACUCCUCCAUUAAAGGAGGCUGAGGAGAAGGAGAGUGAAAGCAUCGUUGAGCAAAAGCAAAGCACUACAGUUAUCCAAGAGGUCGGGGACUCAACCUCCGUCAAAGAACCAGAAACACAACCACUUCCAGAUGAGCCAAUAGUGGACGAACCAUGGAUAAAACCGCCAGAAAAGGAACCGAAGAAAAUAAACAAACUGAAACUCCCAAAUCUUGCACUGGGGGGCAUUAAGCUGACGUCGAGGCCCUCGGGUAACGAGACCAACCUGGAGUCCACCUUGGAUAAGAUGCGCAACAACAACCCCUCCGUCACUGAGGUGAACCUCAACAACAUAGAAAACAUUCCCAAAGUCAUGCUCCUGGAAUACGUCAACGCCUUGAAGAAGAACCGCUUCGUGAAGACUUUCAGCAUCGCCAACACCGGCGUGGACGAGAACAUCGCCUUCAACCUGGCCAACAUGCUCCGCGAGAACCGUAGCAUCGUCACACUGAACAUCGAGUCCAACUUUGUGACGGGGAAGGGCAUCGUGGCCAUCAUCCGCUGCCUGCAGUUCAACGAGACCCUCACAGAGCUGCGCUUCCACAACCAACGGCACAUGCUGGGUCACCACGCCGAGAUGGAGAUCUCCCGCCUGCUGAAGGCCAACAACACCCUCCUGAAGAUGGGCUACCACUUUGAGCAGCCGGGGCCGAGGAUGGUGGUGACCAACCUUCUCACCAGGAACCUGGACCGCCAGAGACAGCUGAGGAAGGAGGAUCAGAAGCAGCUGCAGGUUAAAGAACAAAGGGAGGCAUUGCAAAUGUAUGAAAACAGCCUGAACCUGCCUCCUGGUCUGUUGGAGAUGCUGGGCUACAUACCCUCCUUGGAGAUCUUACGGAGCCACGGUCUUAUCCCCCCAUCUGUAGGACAGAGCAGUGGGCCCUCAGCUAACGGCCAGACAGACGCUCAACCCACACAACCACCACGAAACCAGCCCAGACAGAACCACAACACCGACAGCAUUCCAAAGACCCCCAGUGCCAGCGAACCAGCGAACCCCAUAAAGGACGUCCACUUGAGGAGGAUUCCUAAGAAACGCGACCCCUUUCUGGACCUGGACCCGAGGGAAGAGAUGAGAGCAGACAGAGCCAGCUUUCAUCUGAGGAAGACCACCAGGGCGAGGGCCACAGAGAGCGAGAUGAUGGCGGACGAGAGGGCUAAUCUGAAGGACGUCAUUAAGACCUUGAAACCCGUUCCCCGGAGACGAGAGCCAGCGAUGAUUCAGAUGACGCCACGGGAUCUCCUCCUGAGUGAAAUCAAACAUAGCAACGUGGCCUAUCUCAAAGCUGUUCCUCUUCCGAAGGAGCUGGAGUCGGGCGAGACCAGUCUCUUAGACUUGUAGAUAUAUAAUCUAUGAAAAAAAGAGAAGCUAACCAUGUCUGAACUUUAGGGCCGCGCUGACGAUAGGUUGUGAAAUAGCUGUUGAGAUGACUUGCACAUAACAGAGUAACUUGUUAGAGGAGUGUUGUCUUGUUUCUGUUUAUUGAUUUGUUUUUGAGUUAUUGUUUGACAUUUAAUGUACUGCUUUUUUGAAGAAUAAAAAAACGAAUUCAAAACUAUAAUUGACAGAAUUGUACCUACUAUACAAAAUAUUAUUAGAAAUGUUAUAGAUUCAACAUAAACGUAGAAUAACUAAGCUAUAGUAUCUAGGCUAGGAAAACCUUUAAAUCCUGAUUUGAUACAACACAUUACUAAAUUGUACAGACUCUUUAUUUUCACGUCACUUUAUUACCAACAGAGGACAGCAUUGUGUCCAGCUUUGUCACUAGAUUAGCAUUGUUAAAAAAAUGAAACACAGACAAGAAAGAAAAAUAAAUGUUUGGCUUCCAUAUACAUCAUGUUUACACCUUUAACACAUGGUCAUGAAGUAAGCAUGCACACUUUGUAACGGAUGAAUAUAUGUUAGAAGCAAUAGAAAAAGGCCUGGUAUUAAGCAGUAGCAAUAAAAAUUGGCAUUUCUAUUCUAUUCUAUGUGAAAAUAAUGCAUCAAUAAUAGAAGGGGAUAAACAGACACUACACACAAUGGCCUAAUGACCAUAUAGCCAGCUGCUGGGGCCAUUCACUUCUGAUUUGCAUAGCUUUGAUUAGAGGGCUUUGACUUGGACCAACCUGCAUCGUCAGCACUAAAUAGUAUGUGCACAGGAGUGCUUUGUAUCAAGAAAAUGUGUCAUGUUCCAUAAAACAAAACUUAACAAAGUAGCAGAAUAGGCAGGGCCACCACUGAUAUGGAUCCUGAACUGCCAGGAAAGGAAUUAUUGCUUAUUAUUAUCGUUUUGUAGUAUUUGAUAAAUCAUUGGGAUCGGGCCACCCAACAUUCAGUCAAAUAUGGUUUUUCUGCAUGAAAGGGAAAAGUGUCAAGCACAUUUUUAUGCUGCUUUGCACAGUUUACAUAUAUCCAUUACCCUCAACAUGCAAAAUAUAUAGCAUCAGUCCUGCAGCUUUACAUUACUCAAAUAAAUAAUGUUUAAAUAGCCUGUGGAAUAUUGCACAAUCGCCGCAAAUAGGAGCAAAUAUGUUCAACAAAAUUUGGUUUUGAAAAUCUUUUUGGUCACAAAUAACACAGGGAUCCUCCCUUUCUCUAACGACCCUUCAUAUGGUCUCUGAACGUCCAAAUGGCAUGCAGUGCUCAAAUAUUUGUACACCACACCUGUGUAUUUGCAUAUAUAUAGGAACUUAGACAAAAUGACUAACUCAAUGAAAGCAGGAAGCAAAAAGCAAAUGGAAUACAAUUCUAGAGGACUCUUUUUUAAACCAAUCAGCACGUGGCAUCUCACUCAAUCAACAAUCCAUCCUGAGCUCCAGUCGUCUUCCGUUAAUCCUUCAGCUUUCCCUCGAUGAAAUCCUGGAUUUUGUUCAUCUUCUCUU
Gadus macrocephalus (Pacific cod) is the source of this 3860-nucleotide messenger RNA. RefSeq names its product leiomodin 3 (fetal) (gene lmod3). Gene Ontology annotation, molecular function: tropomyosin binding. Gene Ontology annotation, biological process: muscle contraction; myofibril assembly; pointed-end actin filament capping. The coding region runs from base 361 to 2337 and encodes 658 amino acids. The transcript is spliced from 3 exons. The record is from RefSeq and is a predicted model, not a curated record. Gene Ontology annotation, cellular component: striated muscle thin filament; myofibril. Lineage: Eukaryota; Metazoa; Chordata; Actinopteri; Gadiformes; Gadidae.